CUUCAGGGGGACAGUUAACAUCCCAUAAAUGCCAAAUGCUUCAUGAAUUAAAUACAGAGAAAAUGCAAACUGAGAUUGCCAGUUGACGUCGCGAUGAUGCCGAGCCAAGCUCCAACAUGUCAGCGUUGCCCCCGCAGUAACUGAACUUCCACAGGAGGGGAGAGGAGAUGGCGUUUGUUUCGGUGGAGUUUGAAUUUGAGUACAAAACAAAGGAUGGUCAGCACAUCACCAUCAAACCUAACGAGUGUUACAUCCUCGUCUCAAAGACCAAUGAUAACUGGUGGCGUGUUUGCAAAGACCGAGACUCUAAACCCUUUUAUGUCCCUGUAGAGUACGUGAAGGAGGUCUCUGCGCCUCUUGGAGGUCCCUCUGGUCCUAAGAAGUCAGAAACAUCAAAGAGUCUGACUACAACUAAACCAGUGGAUGGGAUGAAGCAUAAAGCAGUGGAAAAGUCCAAGAAAACAGCACUUGACACAAAAAAAGUGACUCAUUCAUCUGUUCAAGAUGAUUCAAAAGAAACGUACCGCUUCUCUACGUUCGGUCUGUGGGUCAACAUGCCAAGUGAAGCUCUGAAAGACUCAUCAGCAGCCAGAAAUUGUGCACUCAGUUUGAAUGAUACAAAGAAACCUAAGACUCCUAACACAUCAGGCCGUGUGUCAAUUACUCCAGAACUGAUAGUGUCUGAAGACCAAGAACUAUAUGCCAAACCUCGGCCUGCAAAAAAACUGCAGAAGGCAAAAAACCCAAAGCAGGACAAAUCAACAGAGGAGCUACGUGCUUCUUUGGAUGAUAAAGAUGUGGAUUUACCCCCACCCAACACAUAUGACAUGGAUUUUCCCUCACCCCCGCCUCACUUCUAUGAUACAACUCCAGAAAUAAGCAUAACUGAUUGUGACUCUUUUCCUGAGCCCCCUGAACCCUUGGUAUACUCACCCGAAGAAUCAGCACCACAGCAUCAAAGUUCUGAUCAGACAACAGAAAAGGCCUGUAUUACAGAUGAGAAGGUGGAGGAUGAAAAUCUUCGCACAGCAGUGUAUGUCAACGUAGCACAACUUCGUCAAAGCAUCUCAGAAUCUCCCCCAUCAGAUCCCUCACCCUGCUCUCCUUCCGACCUAAAACAGGAAGGAUGGGAGAUUCAUGUUGACCAAGAAAGUGGACAGGAAUACUACUACCACCCCGACACGGGUCGCACCACCUGGGACAACCCCUUUUUAGACUCCCCUAAGAACCCUGAGUGGCUCCCUCCGGAGGUAACUUGCUCUCCAUCACCUUCUCCAUCUGGGUGGGACUCAGACUGGGAGCAGCUGGUGGAUGAGACCACUGGUCAGCCUUACUUCUACAACCACAUGUCCGGGAAGACGUCCUGGGACCCUCCUGAACAGAAGAGCCCUUACUCGUCUCCGAUGGAGCCCAUGAGCGUGCACAGGUUUCAAGAUAAUGGACCGCCUCCGUUACCUGUGGAGGACUACCCAUCGGAGGAUUACCGCUGUGCAGACAAAGCAGAGUUUUACGAGGAUGUCCAAAAUGCGGGACCCCCCACCCACCCAAAGGAGUACGCCCUCAGUCAUGUGAGUCGGACCAUUAUUCCCCGGGCGAACCUGGAUCGCAGUACCCCGCCUGGUUGGAACCUUACUGUGGAACCCAAUGGAACAUGGGUUUUCACCAGUGCAAACUCUCCAGAUCAGUGGAUCAAGUCUGUGGAUGAUCAGGGGCAGACCUAUUACUACCUGAGAGAUGGCUCCAAGUCCGAGUGGACUCUACCUGAGGCCCUUGCAGCUCCAUCCCACUACAAUGUGCAGAAUGGUGAUGAGAAUGAAAAUGUGCCCAUCAUCAAAAACUGGAGAGACUCGAGGGUACCUUCUCAAUUCUGCACUGCCCAGGAAGAUGGGAGGUUCAUCCAGACUCAUCUGAGGAACCCAUCAGACCACAGCAGCAAUAGCUCCAGUACAGGAAACUCUCCAGAGCAUAACGCUGUUGGGUUUAGACCCUGGAGAAAUCCUUAUUAUUUGACCUCAAAGUGGCUUCGCUACAACGUACAGAAUUUGGAUAAAGCUGGAAUUCUCAACAAAACGAAAGUGUGUGAGAAUGGAAAGAAAGUAAGGAAAAACUGGGUUCCAACAUGGACGGUUCUCCAUGGAGGAGUUCUGACGUUCCACAAAGACCCCAAAUCCUCACCAGGCACCGUGAACAAGACCAAUCAGAUUGUUCCAGAGUUCACGGUGGAUUUGAAGGGCGCUACGAUAUGCUGGGCCACAAAGGACAAAUCCAGUAAAAAGCAUGUUUUAGAGCUCAAAGGGAAGAAUGGUGUGGAGUUUCUUGUACAGUACGAUACAGAAAGCAUCAUCACUGACUGGUACAACAUUUUAUUGGACACCAUUCGUCAGCUCGACUACCAGGACCACCAGGCUGAGGAAGAGGAUUCAGACCUGUAUGAGAAAAUUGGGAUUGCAGAACGAGACGACAAGCCCGGAGGUUGUGUAGAGAAGCAAAAACCUCAAAGGCCAAGCGUGUCACAGUUGCCCAGCUCAGCAGGGGAAACAGACCCGAAGAAGGUUCGGACCAAGCUGAUGAAGUUCCUCAUGAAGCGCCCAACGCUGCAGUCAGUCAAAGAAAAAGGAUACAUCCGAGACAAUGUGUUUGGUUGUGAUCUGGCCACACUGUGUGCUCAGGAGAGAACCACAGUUCCCAGUUUUGUGGAGAAAUGUAUUAAAGCAGUAGAGAGAAGAGGCUUAGACAUUGAUGGGCUGUACAGAGUUAGUGGGAACCUUGCAGUCAUACAGAAGCUUCGCUUCAAGGCAGAUCAUGAGGAACUGGACCUGGAAGAUGGUCAGUGGGAAGACGUUCAUGUCAUCACUGGAGCACUGAAAUUAUUUUUCCGAGAGCUUCCUGAGCCUCUCUUUCCAUACAGCCACUUUAAUGACUUCAUCUCAGCCAUAAGAAUAUCUGAUUACAGCACAAAACUGUCUCACAUUUAUGAACUGGUCAAAUCACUUCCUCCUGCAAACCAUGACACUAUGAAGCGACUUUUUGGACAUUUACACAGGGUAAUCCAGUGUGGGGGGGAUAAUCGCAUGACCGUACAGAACGUUGCCAUUGUGUUCGGCCCAACGCUGCUUCGGCCGGAGACUGAAACAGCGAACAUCACCAUGCACAUGGUCUUCCAGAACCAGAUCGUGGAGUUCAUCCUGAAUGAAUACAGCUGUAUCUUCCACUGUAGCUAAAGCUGGACAAACGUGUAUUAAGAGCUUGACCCCUUUUCUUUUAAGGUUUCCCUUUGCAUGCACAUCAGCAGCUUCAAUGCCACAUGUAAAAUUAAAUAACAAUAUGUUUUCUGGAUUAAAUUAAAGGUCCUAUUGGAAAUAACCUGCCAUGAAAUGGGAUUUUCAGCUGUCUUUGCUCUGUAUGUUUUUCACCUGAGGUCACUCGCACUGUCAAACUGUCUGUGCUAGUAUUGUAGGAAUGUGUCUGAACUGCACAGAUUUGACUUUUCUUCAAAGAAAGAAGCACUGUAUCAAACUGCUUUCUCUCUUUGAGACUCUAAAUUGUCUAAACCUCACAAGCCACUUUCUCCUGUUUAGACUCUUGCUUUUUUGUUUUAGUUUAAGCCACAAUGUUAAAAUGAGGCAGAUUUAACCUGGGAAGCAUUAAUGCUGUCUUAAAUUAGCUUUCAUCUUUAUUUUAAAAGAUUUGACAUCUUUCUAACAUUUGUUUUGGAUUUGAUGCUUCAAUAUCUCAAUUAUGGCAAUAGCUGAUAUUGUAUUCUAUUUUCCAUUUUGCUCACCUUUGCCCUUGAAUUUAUUGUAAUAUAGAAAUGUAUUAAUACUGAAAUUGUUGCCAAUACAUUGGGCUGAAGUAGAAAAUGAAAUAGAUGUAGAUUAUAAGACUGUAAGAGUAUUUUUCAGUUAUGCUGUACUUAAAGAGAUUGUAAGAUAACGACACAUUAAGAUGAAAUCGUGAUUUAUUGACAUUUUGAAAUAAACUUAAUCUAACCGUAAAACAGAAAAUGAAAACUAGCAUCACUGUAUGUCCUGUAAAUAGUAAUAAAUUGCAUAUUUAUGCUGCACAUUGGUGGAAAAAGCAAGUUCUUUCUAUAAUAAAUUAACUUUUAAAAUAAAA
Molecule: messenger RNA, 4116 nt
Organism: Girardinichthys multiradiatus
Lineage: Eukaryota; Metazoa; Chordata; Actinopteri; Cyprinodontiformes; Goodeidae
Gene: arhgap27
Product: Rho GTPase activating protein 27
Exons: 19
Coding region: 168-3221 (1017 amino acids)
Biological process (GO): regulation of GTPase activity; signal transduction
Cellular component (GO): cytoplasm
Molecular function (GO): protein binding
Source: RefSeq, a predicted model, not a curated record